CAAUUCCAAAAAAAAUUAUUUGUAUGUCAAAUUUGGUGUUAUUUUGUUUUUGUUUGAUCAUAAAUGUUGAAGUUGUGAUUUAAAAUUGUGUUUGAAUAUAUAUUUUAUUAGAAAAAGUUUAAAUUUGCGAGUGAAAGUUUCAACACUCCAAAAUUGGCUUGAGUCAAUUUUUUAAGAACUUAAAAAUGUUUCUUUUAGAGGCUAAUCAAAUUUUAUAGCAAAGAAAAUAUGUGAAACUAAAAUUUCAAAAUCUGACCAAAAAUAUGUAUGUCAAAUACUAAAUUGAUCUCACUGGAAAGUGAAGAUAUAUAAAUUAGUCAGCAAUUAUAAUUUUAACACUAUAAUUUUGAGAUAACUUUUUGUCUGGACUAAUGUUUUGUCCCUCGGACUAAAAGCGGACGACUCAUGCGCUGUCCACGCAAGAUUACAACACGAUAGCUAGUUAAUUGCAGUGAAGACUAGAUUGAUCAUAGCUAACUAGCUAGGUAAUUGCAGUGAAAGAAAGUAAGAUUGAUCAUAGCAAAAUUGGUAAUUGCAGUGUACUUAAGUUGUAGUAACAGUGAAUCUUUUUACCUUCAAUUGUACUUACGUUUGUUGUAAAACUAAUCGUGUGGUUCUUAGUGAUCAGACACUAACAAUUACAGUCAAUUCACAGUGUCCUCUCCAAUAACUACACGACAGCACAAUGUCCCUCCAAAUAACACUCUCCGUCUUAACUUUUCCAAUAUGCCACUUUCGCCAAUACCUAGUUAAAGCACCUAAAACAAUAGUAUAUGCGUCUUCUCUCUCUAUAUAUACACACACUUGCCACCAUGAAUAAUUAACUUACUAUACGUAUAGAAAACCUUCAUUUCCUUUGCACUUUUAUUAAUUCUUUAGGAAUUAGGGUUUCUUCUUUACUCUUUUGUUGCGCCCCUACGUAGCAUACGAAGAUUCAAAAUUUAGACACGGUUGUUCGCACUGGAGUGACGUAUAGAACUUGCUCUAGAUCCGCCUCUACGAGAUGGGGAGGGGUAGGGUUGAGUUGAAGCGGAUAGAGAACAAAAUAAGCAGGCAAGUGACUUUUUCAAAGAGAAGGUCAGGUUUGUUGAAGAAGACAAAUGAGAUCUCUGUGUUGUGUGAUGCUGAAGUAGCAUUGAUUGUCUUCUCCCCAAAUGGAAAGCUCUUUGAGUAUUCCACUCAAUCCAGCAUGGAAAGUAUCCUGGAAAGAUACGAAAAUUACUCAUAUGCGGAGAGGAAGUUGAAUGGAAAUGACACUGAAACUUAUAAGGAAAACUGGACGCUCGAGUGCCCAAAGCUCAUGGCAAGGGUUGAACUUCUCCAAAGAAAUAUAAGACAUUUUAUGGGAGAGGAACUGGAUGCCUUCAAUCUGCGUGAGUUUCAGUGUUUAGAGCAACAACUUGAUACAGCUCUCAAGCGAAUACGAACCAGGAAGAACCAACUGAUGCUUGAGUCCAUUUCCCAGCUGCAGAAGAAGGAAAAAGAACUGCAAGAGCGAAACAACUUAAUUUCCAAGAAGAUUAAAGAAAAGCAAACCGUGGAAACGCCGCAGUGGGGACAAAUUAAUCCAGGCCAAAGCUCUACCAUGACUUUCCUGCUACAAUCUCCUAGUCAACUCCCUAAUCUAACAAUCGGAGGUCCCUUUCAAGCAAUGGAUGAAGGUCAAAAUCGUCAUGGUUCUAAUACCUUGAUGCCUCCAUGGAUGCCCCAUCAUGUCCACAACAAAGUGUGAACAGUUAAUCUCCUGCAAUAAACUGGAUAGUUGUACGGCUUUAUUGUACUAAUUGUAAUCAAUCUGUAAUUAAUCUACACCCACUUGCUCAAUGGAGCAGAUGAUGAGCUAAGGAACAACCUUAGUAGUUGUUAUGAUCUAUUAUUAGAACUGUCACCUUAGUUUAUGUUUGCUACGAUUGAAAAUAUUUUUCCCAGAACAUGUUUUCAAGGUUCGAUGGUUAGUGAAAAUAUCUUCCGAAAGGUGUAUAAAUAUGUAGUAGUACUAAGGAUAAUUUGACAGGCAUUCCCCCAGUCACCUUAGUUUAUGUACUACUUGUUUCCCUUCAGUUUGAAAUUCAAUUCCUUACAGAAUCAUAAGAA
Capsicum annuum is the source of this 2094-nucleotide messenger RNA. Its product is annotated as truncated transcription factor CAULIFLOWER A. The record is from RefSeq and is a predicted model, not a curated record. Gene Ontology annotation, cellular component: nucleus. The transcript is spliced from 9 exons. Gene Ontology annotation, molecular function: protein dimerization activity; DNA-binding transcription factor activity, RNA polymerase II-specific; RNA polymerase II cis-regulatory region sequence-specific DNA binding. The coding region runs from base 1004 to 1732 and encodes 242 amino acids. NCBI's taxonomy places the organism in Eukaryota, Viridiplantae, Streptophyta, Magnoliopsida, Solanales, Solanaceae. Gene Ontology annotation, biological process: positive regulation of transcription by RNA polymerase II.